This is a messenger RNA of Chenopodium quinoa (quinoa), 2898 nucleotides long. Its product is annotated as transcription factor MYB124-like. The coding region runs from base 825 to 2210 and encodes 461 amino acids. The record is from RefSeq and is a predicted model, not a curated record. Gene Ontology annotation, biological process: regulation of DNA-templated transcription. NCBI's taxonomy places the organism in Eukaryota, Viridiplantae, Streptophyta, Magnoliopsida, Caryophyllales, Amaranthaceae. The transcript has 12 exons. Gene Ontology annotation, molecular function: RNA polymerase II cis-regulatory region sequence-specific DNA binding; DNA-binding transcription factor activity, RNA polymerase II-specific. Gene Ontology annotation, cellular component: nucleus.
AGAUGGGUAAGUAAGUGCAUGAGACACAAGCGUCCCCCAUUAUAACUCAAGAAGACUAACAUGGAUUUCAGCGUUACCAUUCAAACUCCCCCGCCCACUCUCCAAUGCAUCCGUUAUACUCCUACAAUUAUUUAUACAUACAAAAUUACAAUUAAUUGUAUCCUACUCCUAAUUUAGAAUUCAAUCAUUCUUUUUUAAUUUUCUUUCUUUUUAUUACAUUUAAUUCACCUUCACAUUUUUAAAAUUUCCCUCUUUUUUUUUUUUUUUUUUUUUUUCUUUAUUGGUUUUUUUGAAAAAAAAAAAAUGACACAAAAUUACUUCAUAUAUAAACCAACAAAAACUACCCAUUUCACUCAUUUUUCACCAUCUUCUCUUCUUUUUUUUUUUUUUUGUUCAAUUCUCUCUCUUUCUAAAUACCCAAAUACUCUGUAAGCUUCAAUACUCUGUAUAUCUUAGAUCUAUCAAUUUUUAUUAAUUUUUUAUUUUCUUGUCAUUUUUUUUACUUUUUUUUUUUCCAGUAAUUAUAAACCCCACUUUUGCUAAUAUCGAUGAACAUUGCAUAUGAAUAAAUUGAUCAUCAAUCAAUCCCUUAACUUACCCAUCUCACCUUCAUAAUUUUCUCUCUGUUUUUUUUUUGUUCUUCCUUUUUUUUUUUAUUCAAAUUGAUUUUUUGUUUUUACCUAAUAUUCAGGGUUUGUAUUUUUCUUAUUUUGGAUUGAAACAGAGGUUGGUUGAUUGUGUAAUAAAUUGAAGUUUAUUGGGAUUUUUGUAAAUAAAAUCAAAGGAAAGUUAUAAUCUUUGGUGGGUUUGAGCAUGCAACAAAAAUGACAACUUCAACGUUGCAGAAGAAGCAGCAAAUUCAUGAAGAUAAUAAUAGUAUUUCAAAUACUUCUUCUAAGCCUAAAGAACGCCGUAUUGUCACUUGGACACAAGAGGAGGAUGAUAUAUUAAGGGAGCAAAUAAGCAUACAUGGGACUGAAAAUUGGACGAUUAUUGCAUCCAAAUUUAAGGAUAAAACGACGAGACAGUGUAGAAGAAGAUGGUAUACAUAUCUGAAUUCUGAUUUCAAAAAAGGGGGUUGGUCACCAGAAGAAGAUAUGUUGUUAUGCGAGGCUCAAAAGAUAUUUGGCAAUAGAUGGACUGAAAUAGCCAAGGUGGUCUCAGGGAGAACCGAUAAUGCUGUGAAGAACAGAUUCUCCACCUUGUGCAAGAAGAAAGCGAAACGUGAAGCCUUGGCUAAGGAGAACAGCAAUGCAGCUAUCAAUGUGAACAACAAGAGGAUUUUGAUUGAUAGUAAUGGGUUUCGUUUGCAAGCAGUGGAUGGUAUUGCAUCACCUCUUAAAAAAUUUAGGAGGGAACAUAUUCCAAAUCAGGCAGUUAAUUUCAACUCUGGAAACAUGUUGCUUAAGGAAUAUGGAUUAACAAGGCAGCAUCCGAGACCUCCAUUUGCAGUAUUGGCUCAAAACGUCCGCAAUGUUGAUAAAUCACUAGUUUCCACAACUAAGGAUGCUUUGAUCAAUGGUGACAAAAAAUUUGAUGGAACAUUUCUCCGAAAGGAUGAUCCUAAGGUAGCUGCAUUAAUGCAACAAGCCGAGCUACUUAGCUCUCUUGCGGUAAAAGUAAACAUGGAUAGCACCGAGCAAAAUCUUGAGAAUGCUUGGAAGGUGCUCCAAAAUUUCUUUGGUAGAAGCAAAGAGAAUGAGGAGCUUGGACACAAAAUAGAGGAAUCAGACCUGCAGCUUGAUGAUUUCAAAGCCUUGGUGGAGAGUUUGAGAAGUAGCAAUGAUGGCAUUCCACUAUCUCAGAGUCAGCAUGAGGUGUACGAGUCACCAAGCAGCUCCGAGUACAGUACAGGAUCAACAAACUUGUCUGCUUGUGAUCAAGGGGAACACUCUCAAGGUGAGAUAUCCACAAUGCAUGAGGAUAUCGUAGCAACUUCGCAGUCACUACAAAUAGCAGAUGACGGUUGUGUUGACAUGCCACAUAACAAGUUCCUGUCCUGUGCAACUGCAGAUCAAGAGUUUAAUUCACCAAUUCAAGUAACUCCUCUGUUCAGAACUCUAGCAUCUACAAUACCGAGCCCACAAUUUUCAGAAAGUGAGAGGCACUUUCUACUCAGAACACUGGGAAUCGAAUCUCCUACUCAGAGCACGAUCACCAAUCCUAUGCAACCACCACCUUGCAGAAAGGCGCUUCUGCAAGGCCUUUGAACAACAAAAAUUUUCCUGAUCCCAUCUUACAGAUAACAACUAUCUCAUAUACUGUUGCAUUUAUAAAGUCGAGGAUUAUUGUCAAUCUUAGCGGUUUUUUUCAGCAUUGCAGCCACAUAGGCCCGAAUUUUUUUUGAGAGGCUUUCUAAGAUCUGCAUCCAAGAUCCACAUUCCAGAAUGUCAAACAAGGCGACAUUCUUUCUCCAUCAGAUCAAACUAUGCGCGGUCUGCAUCCCCUUCAUUCUUUGUUUACUGAUUCGCCCUCAGGGUGCCUAAAGCUUAUCCUGGUGUGAAUUAAUUGUCUAUGAUGUGUGUGUCAUUCUUUUGUUUUUAUGGGGUUUCGAGUUAAGGGUAAUUCGAUCCCUCAGCCAGUAUUUGGCAUUUAUUCAUCUUUUGUACAGCAACCCUGCAACACAUAACCUUAGUUUAUCGGUAGAGUGUAUAAUCAUUUAUACUUGGGUAUCUCAUCGAUCCCAAAUAGAUAUAAGUAACAGGAAGAAAGAGUUAUGGAGGAUCUACCAAUGGAAUGGUAAUCCUUUUUGUUUUUCUUUUCUAUCUUGGUGUGAAGAUUGUAUAGAAUAAGCUUUUUGUUCGAGGUUUUCGAUCUUCCUCGCUGGAUGUAAUGUACUGUAAACUCAAGAUGAUUUGAGUUGGAAAAGAAAAAAAAAAAAAGUCUGAUUUGUGUGCA